AUGGAGAAACUACCGCUCGCGGAGAAUAACGACAACCAUGAUGGAACGAGAGUGUCAGAAGACUACUGGAAAACUAAAGAGUUGUGUCGCACGGCAAUCAAGAAUCUUCAGACCGUUUGUGAAGCACUCCACGUACUGAAGUAUCUAGAGCCCGGAGAACCCGCGGACCCCGAAGAAAUCAAACGUAAAUUCCAAUAUGAAUGGACGAGCAGCGUGUCGAGCGACGGCGGGGUGAACUACAGCCAGACGUUCGACUUCGCUUUCUCCGCAACGAAGAAUGCCUCCGAUUCGCUCAAAACCCUGAGCCGUGAGCUCAGAGGAAAUAACAAAGCCAAGUCUGCCGAGGUCAACGCCAAGUCGCUCAUGACGCGAUUCGAGCAAAGUAAAGGAGAAUUCAUGGACAUCGAUGCGAGGACUUCAGCGAGGAAGCUCGUUGUGGGCUUACUCGAUCACUUGCGAGUUCGAAGCGUCGGAGGAGAUCAACGCUAUCUCGCGGUGCCUUGGAUCAACUACGAUUUCACGGAGAAUCGCGAACUCACGCUCUUCCCGAAGAAAAGUGCGACCGUGGCAGACCUCCUCCACGAGGCUGAAGGAGCGCUUCAUCCCGGAGACCUGGACAUUCAUCAUGGAUCGGGUAAGCUGCGGCUGCUCGAGAUCGAUGCUCAUCUCAUCACUAAGAUUCUGCCCGGAACUACGAAUCUGAGGGAGCUCGACGUCACUAGUAAAACGCUUCGUAUCGAAGAAGUUCCGAGGGAGCAGCUCGAAGCCGUCGACAACAAGCGCACGGCUCUUCUGCCCUGCGCGUAUUAUCAGCCUGAGAUCUGCCGCACGCAUGGGACACCGUUCCUGAUCAAGAUCUACAACGAUGAACCCUUCCAGGCGGUGCGCGAUAGGAUUCAGGAGAGAUUGAAGAUUGUCGAUGACGAGUUCGCCAAGUGGCGUCUCUUCGUCAUUUCUGAGGGCUGUGUGACAUACAUCCAGAACCCACAGGAAGCUGUGAACGUUCCUGAACUGAUGCGGGAUUGCCAAGGAGGUUUCUCGGCGAUACCAUGGCUCGGCUUAGACUCCAUCAACAUGACUCCGAAGACCACGAGACUGCACCGUCAGAAAAAGAAGAAAAAGCCACAAAAUUUCCUACUGAUUUGGUAAUUGGAGAAUUGACUCGACUCUCGACCUCAACACCUGGAGAGCAACAUUUAAAGAUCUUUCACAUGGCAAGCGCGUACACAAGACGCGGCGGAUGUUCGUAUAAUCUGACUAAAAUCGAGGGACGAAAAAAAUCGGCACAGUGUCAAAUGCAUGACAAGAAAAACAACGUACGAAGAGUUCAAAGCGUUUCCCACAUCGUCCGGCGACAGGGAUAACUCAUCAAAGACGAUUCCCUCGUCGAUGUGGUCGUCGGUCUCCGCUCUUGCGGAUUGGAUGGAUAUGAAAUGUCCGAAGUUUAGGAACUCUAGUAAUCAUUCCAUCGGAGACCGUCGCGACCGGUCGGUACUUUCCCCAUUGUGAAUUUUGAAUCGAAAUAACAGUCGACCGCCGUGUCGCGAUCGCAGCCUCACUUGUGCCUCCAGCUUCGGCAGCAGGAGCUCUGCCUCGACGUCGGGGUGAAAUAUCACAUAGAGUGCAGCCUCGGAGAUGAGAGAGCUGCUGUUCAUUUCGACAAUCAGCUGUCAUGCAUCCGAUGAAAGUUACUGUAAACUGUAAAAAAAGCUCA
This is a messenger RNA of Galendromus occidentalis (western predatory mite), 1714 nucleotides long. Its product is annotated as ubiquitin carboxyl-terminal hydrolase 7. The coding region runs from base 1 to 1149 and encodes 382 amino acids. The transcript is spliced from 4 exons. NCBI's taxonomy places the organism in Eukaryota, Metazoa, Arthropoda, Arachnida, Mesostigmata, Phytoseiidae. The record is from RefSeq and is a predicted model, not a curated record.